AUGCUUUUCGCUACACACAAGAUAAAAUUUUUAACACAACUAUUUAUUGAAAUUUGUGAAAAUCGUUCAUGUCCUGGACGUGCUGUACAAUAUGGUUCAAAUCCACCAAGCAUGAAGAAACCAUAUAAUCAUGAUGCCGAUGAAAUGAAAUGUAAAGUGGAAGAAUUUACAAUGAAUUUAAAACGACGUAUUGAAGAUUCACCACAACCAGUGAAGAAAAUUUAUAGAGAAGAAUUAAGAGAGGGUCCAUGA
Molecule: messenger RNA, 252 nt
Organism: Rotaria sp. Silwood1
Lineage: Eukaryota; Metazoa; Rotifera; Eurotatoria; Philodinida; Philodinidae
Source: the annotation of a GenBank genome assembly